This is a messenger RNA of Chelmon rostratus (copperband butterflyfish), 2059 nucleotides long. RefSeq names its product tubulin tyrosine ligase-like family, member 12 (gene ttll12). The coding region runs from base 50 to 1945 and encodes 631 amino acids. The transcript has 14 exons. The record is from RefSeq and is a predicted model, not a curated record. Gene Ontology annotation, biological process: protein modification process. NCBI's taxonomy places the organism in Eukaryota, Metazoa, Chordata, Actinopteri, Chaetodontiformes, Chaetodontidae.
UCCGGGUUUGAUCACUCUACCUCCACGUGAGUGACAUCUUGCUAGAGUAAUGUCAACAAACCCUCUAAUUAUGAAUGGAGACGAGGAGGACGAGGAGUUCAAAGUGUUUGUGGCCCUACAGGCCGGGGCCCUGCAGUCCUCAGGAAUACCCCAAAUCUACUGGAGGAGCCUACAUCACAAAAUAACCAACGAGAUUUAUGAUGCUGGGGAAGUCUUUGGAAUCAUGCAAGUGCAACAAGACGACGAUGAGGACGAGGAAAAAGAGAAUGAGGAGAAGAAGAACAUUCCUGGAAGAGUGAUCAGCAGUAAGGUGGUCGUGACCCGGGAGAGCGGGCUGCAAGCCUCAGAACCAACCAGUGUUUUUCUGGUGGAUCACGCCUGGACGUACCGUGUGGACCAUGCCCGUCAGCAGCUGGAGCAGGUCCCCGGCCUGCUGCCUAGAAUGGCCGCCCUCAUGGGGGUGGACUUCCACGGUGAGGCCCCAGACCCAGACACAGUGGAUCUCGUGCUGGAGCACAUGUGGAAGUACAACCAGACUUAUCACCUCUCCCAGGGUUCUGCAGAAGAGAAGGUUCCCGUGUGGUACGUCAUGGAUGAGUUUGGCUCCCAGGUGCAGCACUCUGACCAGCCCAGCUGUGGCAUGGCUCCCUUCUUCUACGUUCAGGGCCAGCUGGCUUACUCUGUCCUCUGGCCUCUGCAGGACCUGCAGGAAGGAGACGAAGUAACCCGAGAUUACACGUACGGAGAGACAAACCCCCUGGUGAGGCGAUGUUGUCUGUUGCCAUGGAUACCUGUUGAUCUAGAACAGGCCAGCAGCGUCACCGCUGAGCCCCCAGACUCAUACUAUGAGACCAUCAUACGGGAGAACAAGGAGCAGCUUCCUGUAGAGAUCCAACCACACACUGGCCCUGAGGACAAAAUUCUCAAGGUUUACUCCGAGAUGUCACAAGUAACAAACAACCUGACGCAUCCACGCUUCCAGAUAACAGAGGAAGAGGAGGAGGCUGAUAUCAUGUGGUGCUAUAAUCACAUCAAAGACUACAGGAAGCUGAGCGAGGAGCGACCUCAUGUGAUGCUUAACCAGUUUCCCUGUGAGAGCAUUGUCACUGUGAAGGACUGCCUGGCUGCCGUGGCCCGCAGAGUGAAAGGUGGCACAGCGCCUGAUUGGCUACCAGAAACCUUCAACCUUCAAACAGAGCUGCCAGAGUUCAUCAAGCAUUAUCAGCUGAGGCAACAAAGGGGAGAGGAUAACCACUGGAUCUGUAAGCCCUGGAACCUGGCCCGUGGACUUGACACACACAUCACCAACAACCUGGACUACAUAAUCAGACAAAGAGAGAGUACACCAAAGGUGGUGUGUAAGUACCUUGAAGAUCCAGUUCUGUUCAACAGAGAGGAAGUGGGAAUGGUUAAGUUUGACAUUCGCUACAUGCUGAUGUUACGCUCUGUGCAGCCUCUGCGUCUCUAUGCCUACAACGUCUUCUGGUUGCGCUUUGCUAAUAGACCUUUCUCCUUGGACCAUUUUGAUGACUACCAGAAGCACUUCACCGUCAUGAACUAUGCAGAGGGUGUGCAGCUUAAGCAGGUGCACUACGAUGAGUUCAUUCCCAUGUUUGAGGAUCAGUACCCACAAUAUCCAUGGAAGGAGGUGGAAGCGGAGUUGUUUAAAGCGUUCAGGGAGCUCUUCCAGGCAGCGUCGUCUCGACCAGCACCCUAUGGUAUUUGUCCCUAUCCAUCAUCCCGGGCCAUCUAUGCUGUAGACCUCAUGCUGAAGUGGAGUGAGGGGCAGAAUGGUGAGCGGGUCAUGCAGCCUCAGAUCCUGGAGCUGAACUUCAGUCCAGACUGCGCCCGGGCCUGCCUCUACCACCCCUCCUUCUACAAUGACAUGUUCCAGACACUGUUCCUGGAUCAGCCCGAGCAAUGCCCAGUCACCCAGAUCGUAUGAUCAACGCCACUGUGCAAAUGAGAAGCUAUAAAAACAUUGUUGGACAAACUGGAACUGUAUCGUCAAUGAUGUUAGGACAAAUAAACUUUGGUGCUAUUAAACCUGUACACUUAC